This is a messenger RNA of Engraulis encrasicolus (European anchovy), 2422 nucleotides long. It is a transcript of the gene acsl5, whose product is annotated as acyl-CoA synthetase long chain family member 5. Lineage: Eukaryota; Metazoa; Chordata; Actinopteri; Clupeiformes; Engraulidae. Gene Ontology annotation, cellular component: membrane; mitochondrion; endoplasmic reticulum. Gene Ontology annotation, biological process: long-chain fatty acid metabolic process; long-chain fatty-acyl-CoA biosynthetic process; positive regulation of long-chain fatty acid import across plasma membrane. The transcript has 21 exons. The record is from RefSeq and is a predicted model, not a curated record. The coding region runs from base 209 to 2257 and encodes 682 amino acids. Gene Ontology annotation, molecular function: arachidonate-CoA ligase activity.
UGUGUUGUGGUGUGUGUGAGACAGAGGAGAAGGGAUGAGGUUAGGCAUGGCCUGUGCUUUUAGCUGAAACUCAAUCCAACGGAGGCCUAACUCUGGAGUCAUUAGCUUUUUGUGGAAUAUAGUAUAUGUACUCUCCUAACCAUGUAAGGAUAUCCAGUGCCGGACUUGUAAUUUGGGCUGGAACAGUAUAUUCUGUAAGGUUGACCUGAUGGAGGCGCUCCUGUCCUUCCUGUUCUCUCCUCUGUCCACUUCUGCUCUGGUGUGUGUGUUCGCUGCCUUUGGGGCCGCGCUGGUCUACCUCAGCUCCAGGCCCAAACCCAUCCAGCCCCCUGUAGACCUCGAUCACCAGUCCACCGGCAUCAAGGAUGGAGCCAGGCGGAGCACGCUGAUGAAGGAUGACCCUCUCGUCACCCAUCACUAUGAUGACAGCCGAACACUCUACGAGGUCUUCCAGAAAGGCAAAGAGGUGUCAGGUAAUGGGCCCUGCCUGGGCUAUAGGACACAAGGGAAGCCCUACCAGUGGAUCAAAUACAAACAGGUGUCGGACCGUGCGGAACACCUAGGUUCUGGUCUGCUGCACCGCGGCCUGAAGCCCCAACCCGAUCAGUUCAUCGGCAUCUUCGCCCAGAACCGGCCUGAGUGGAUCAUCUCAGAGCAGGCCUGCUACACCUACUCAAUGGUAGCUGUACCCCUCUACGACACACUGGGUCCAGAGGCACUGGUUUACAUCAUUAACAGAGCGGACAUCUCUGUGGUGGUGUGCGAUAAGCCUGUGAAGGCUGAGACGCUGCUGGAUAACUGUGAGAAGAAUCUGACCCCUGUGCUGAAGCUCAUCGUGCUCAUGGAUCCCUUUGACGCCUCCCUGGUGGAGCGGGGGAAGCAGUGCGAAGUGGACGUGAUGUCCCUGGCAGACAUGGAGACACUGGGGAAAGACAACCUGCAGAAGCCAGUGCCACCUAAACCUACUGACCUCAGCAUUGUGUGUUUCACCAGUGGUACUACAGGUGAUCCAAAGGGAGCCAUGUUGACCCAUGAGAAUGUGGUGUCAGAUGCUGCGGCUGUUAUCAAAAUACUGGAGCCGGUCUACCCUCCCAGUCCUGAGGAUGUGACCAUCUCCUUCCUGCCCCUGGCCCAUAUGUUUGAGAGAGUCGUUCAGACGGUGGUGUACCAUGUCGGAGGGCGUGUGGGCUUCUUCCAAGGGGACAUCAGGCUGCUGCCAGACGACAUGAAGACUCUCAGGCCCACCAUCUUCCCUGUAGUGCCCAGACUACUCAACAGGGUCUACGACAAGGUCCAGAGUGGAGCGCAGACCCCGUUUAAAAAGUGGCUGCUGAACUUUGCGGUGGAGAGGAAGUUUGCAGAGGUGAAGCAGGGCAUCUUCCGCAACGACAGCAUCUGGGACAAGCUCAUCUUCCACAAAGUCCAGGAGUCAUUAGGAGGCCGUGUGAAGAUCAUGGUAACAGGAGCGGCCCCCAUCUCCCCCUCCGUGCUCACCUUCCUCAGAGCCUGCCUGGGCUGCCAGAUCUUUGAGGCCUAUGGCCAGACGGAGUGCACUGCAGGCUGCACCUUUGCUGUACCUGGAGACUGGACAUCAGGUCACGUGGGUGCUCCCAUUCCCUGUAACGUGGUGAAGCUGGUGGACGUGGAGGAGAUGAACUACUUUGCCUCCAACGGAGAGGGAGAGGUGUGUGUGAAGGGUAAGAAUGUUUUCGUGGGUUACCUGAAGGAUCCAGAGAGGACGGCCGAGGCCCUGGACGAAGACGGGUGGCUCCACACGGGAGACAUCGGAAAAUGGCUGCCGAGUGGUGCUUUGAAGAUCGUCGAUCGCAAGAAGAACAUCUUUAAGCUGGCGCAGGGCGAGUACAUCGCUCCAGAGAAGAUUGAGAACGUGUACAUCCGCAGCGCACCCGCCGCACAGGUGUUUGUACAUGGAGACAGCUUACAGUCGUGUCUUGUGGGCAUCAUAGUACCGGACCCGGAGGUGCUGCCCGGCUUUGCAGAGAAACUAGGGGCGAAGGGAUCACUGGAGGAGCUGUGCAAGAGUCAGGAGGUGAAAAAGGCCAUCCUGACAGAUCUCUUAAAACUGGGCCGAGAAGCAGGACUCAAGUCCUUCGAGCAGGUGAAGGACCUGUAUCUCCAUCCUGAGCAGUUCACCAUUGAGAACGGCCUGCUCACCCCCACCCUGAAGGCUAAGAGAGCCGACCUCGCCAAGUACUUCAAGCCCCAGAUAGACCAACUCUACGCCCAGCUGCAGUAGCCCCACCUAACCUUACCUCAACCUCCCUGACAUCCACCUCUUUUCAAUAAAAACACUUAAAUACAAACACAUCUCAAGUCUCUUCUUGUUCCUUAGUGUUCUACAAAUACCUACAACAGUGAGAGACCAACUCUGUGCUCAGCUGCACUAACCCCACCAACCCCA